AUGAGCGAUUUCGGCCUAUUAUUUGGCCGUUCAUCCUUCGCCGUUCACAGUUCAUCGUUCACCGUUCAUCCUUCACCGUUCACAGUUCAUCGUUCACCGUUCAUCCUUCGCCGUUCACAGUUCAUCCUUCACCGUUCAACCUUCGCCGUUCACAGUUCAUCAUUCACCGUUCAUCCUUCGCCGUUAACAGUUCAUCGUUCACCGUUCAUCCUUCGCCGUUCACAGUUCAUCCUUCACCGUUCAUCCUUCGCCGUUCGCCGUUCAUCCUUUGCCGUUCACAGUUCAUCGUUCACCGUUCAUCGUUUACCGUUCACAGUUCAUCGUUCACCGUUCAUCCUUCGCCGUUCACAGUUCAUCGUUCACCGUUCAUCCUUCGCCGUUCACAGUUCAUCGUUUACCGUUCAUCCUUCGCCGUUCACAGUUCAUCGUUUAACGUUCACAGUUCAUCGUUCACCGUUCAUCCUUCGCCGUUCACAGUUCAUCGUUCACCGUUCAUCCUUCGCCGUUCACAGUUCAUCGUUCACCGUUCAUCCUUCGCCGUUCACAGUUCAUCGUUCACCGUUCACAGUUCAUCGUUCACCAUUCAUCCUUCGCCAUUCACAGUUCAUCGUUCACCGUUCACAGUUCACCGUUCUCAGUAAUGGCCGCCAUUUUGAAAUUUGA
This is a messenger RNA of Macrosteles quadrilineatus (aster leafhopper), 663 nucleotides long. Its product is annotated as putative proline-rich protein 21. The transcript has a single exon. Lineage: Eukaryota; Metazoa; Arthropoda; Insecta; Hemiptera; Cicadellidae. The record is from RefSeq and is a predicted model, not a curated record. Bases 1 to 663 code for a protein of 220 amino acids.